AUGCCUCCGCUUCUAUCCAAGCUCGGUAAAUCUAAUCCCAAUGUCUUGGAUAUGAGGUGGUACGAUGUUGAAAGCGAACGGGGUCAGAAGGAUUCAAUUCCCAGCCCAUCUUCCAGAGAAAAUGGAGAAGAAUAUUACGCCGUCCCUGACGACGAGAAGAAGCAGAAGACCCGGUAUAUGCCCUUUCCUAACAACAUUGCCUGGAUCCUAGAUAAGGGGAAAGUGCCCAAUGUCCUCUUUACCUCUCAUAUUCAGGACUCCCAAGUCAGAGAGCUGCUACCAGGAAGAGGAACCGAUUUCGUGAUUCCAGAUGAUCAUAUGGACAAGGCUAUUGAAUCUCUACAGAAGUUUGGAUUUGAGCCCUGCCGCAACGAGAACUGCCAAUACUUCACCCCAGCGCACCGACAAUGUACAGCCAGUAUGCAUUUUGACACCGACGAAACGAGUCUUCACGGACCAAUUGCACUGUAUAACAAGUCCCGAAUGCUCUGGUGGAUUGACCUAGAUUUGAAAGUCGACCGACCGGCCCCGACCCAUCCCCAUUUGACGCUAGACAACUGGUUCAACCUUCCAGGUUGGAAAAAGCAUGAUGGGGAAAUACCGCCAAGUACGACGUUAGACAGAUACCCGGUAAAGCUUUUGGAAGUGACCGUACUUACACAGGCCGUGAUGUACCUUUAUUGUCGAGACUACAAAGAAACCGAUGGGCGACAGCACUGGUGGAAGCCUAUGCUCCUUGCCCUGGGGGAUUUGAAAGAUUUUCAUGGCAAGAGACUGGUGAGGAACGUUGGAGGAUUUUGCCAACCAUUUUGGGCUGAUUUUACUCACCCAAAGCAUGCCUCCGAGCUGAAUGACUUUUUCUGGGAUGCCCUAGUAACGCUUCAGGCGACGCUCAUCAGAAACGAAUGGUUGCCUCCUUGGCCGGUUCUAGUGAGCAGUGGACUGCCUCAGGAAGUCCCCCCGUGGACGUUGAAAGACCAGUCUCAACGGUGA
Messenger RNA from Penicillium cinerascens, 993 nucleotides. RefSeq lists its product as uncharacterized. Lineage: Eukaryota; Fungi; Ascomycota; Eurotiomycetes; Eurotiales; Aspergillaceae. The transcript has 2 exons. The coding region runs from base 1 to 993 and encodes 330 amino acids. The record is from RefSeq and is a predicted model, not a curated record.